AUGACCCAAGUCGCUGAAGUUAAUCACACCAUGUCCAACGAGCAACAAACUAGCGUGGGCGAACAAGAGCAGGCAACGGAGUACCAUGAGAGCAUGGUCGUCGAGGAAGAUGAGGACUACUCUGCGGGACCCGUUCCGAUCCAGCAGCUGGUAGGCAAUGGGAUCACGCCCCAAGAUAUCAAGAAACUGAAAGAGGCGGGCUUCCAUACUGUGGAGUCCAUCGCAUACACUCCCAAGCGACACAUCGUUACCGUCAAGGGAAUUUCUGAGCAGAAGGCGGAUAAGCUGCUCAUGGAAGCCUCGAAGCUGGUGCCACUCGGGUUCACCACCGCAACAGAAUUUCAUCAAAGAAGAUCAGAGCUGAUUUGUCUCACAACAGGCUCUAAGCAGCUGGAUACCCUUUUGGGAGGUGGCGUUGAGACGGGAGCUAUCACCGAGGUAUUUGGAGAAUUUAGAACGGGAAAGUCGCAACUUUGCCACACGCUUGCCGUCACCUGCCAGCUUCCCAUUGAUAAUGGAGGAGGUGAGGGAAAAUGUCUGUACAUUGACACCGAAGGCACUUUUAGACCCAUCCGGCUGGUUGCCAUAGCUAGACGGUUUGGGCUUGACGAGAAUGAGACCCUAGAUAAUGUCGCCUACGCUAGAGCUUACAACGCAGACCAUCAAUUGCAGCUUCUGCACCAGGCUGCCAGUAUGAUGACCGAGUCGCGCUUCUCUUUAUUGAUUGUGGACUCUAUAAUGGCACUCUACAGGACCGAUUAUAGCGGAAGAGGGGAGUUAAGUGCCAGGCAGAUGCACGUGGCAAAGUUCAUGCGUACGCUUCAGAGACUUGCCGACGAGUUUGGUAUUGCCGUGGUGAUUACGAACCAAGUUGUUGCGCAAGUCGACGGAGGAGCGAUCUUCAAUCCAGAUCCAAAGAAGCCUAUUGGAGGAAAUAUUGUCGCCCACUCGUCGACAACAAGAUUAUACUUCAAGAAAGCCAAGGGUGCAAACAGAAUUUGCAAGAUUUACGAUAGUCCCUGUCUCGCAGAAAGCGAGACUGUGUUUGCAUUGGGCCAGGGCGGAGUCAUCGAUCCUUCAGACGAGACUGAGGCCGCCGAGGAUGAAUAA
Molecule: messenger RNA, 1110 nt
Organism: Ogataea angusta
Lineage: Eukaryota; Fungi; Ascomycota; Pichiomycetes; Pichiales; Pichiaceae
Exons: 1
Coding region: 1-1110 (369 amino acids)
Biological process (GO): DNA recombinase assembly; mitotic recombination-dependent replication fork processing; reciprocal meiotic recombination
Cellular component (GO): condensed nuclear chromosome
Molecular function (GO): ATP binding; DNA strand exchange activity; ATP-dependent DNA damage sensor activity
Source: RefSeq, a predicted model, not a curated record